Candidozyma duobushaemuli is the source of this 924-nucleotide messenger RNA. RefSeq names its product thiosulfate sulfurtransferase. The transcript has a single exon. The coding region runs from base 1 to 924 and encodes 307 amino acids. Gene Ontology annotation, cellular component: mitochondrion. Gene Ontology annotation, molecular function: thiosulfate-cyanide sulfurtransferase activity. The record is from RefSeq and is a predicted model, not a curated record. Gene Ontology annotation, biological process: transsulfuration. NCBI's taxonomy places the organism in Eukaryota, Fungi, Ascomycota, Pichiomycetes, Serinales, Metschnikowiaceae.
AUGGUCAAUUCUCCCAGGGUCAAGCUCCUUAAUGCAGACUAUGCCCGCAGGCUCAUCCAAUCUCCUGGUCCUAGAGUUGUCCCAAUUGAUGCAACUUGGUACAUGCCAAACUCACCUAACAAUGCCAAAAAGCAGUUUGCUGAGGACGACCGGAUCAAGAACUCGGUAUUCUUUGAUUUAGACUCGGUCUGCUGCCGUACCAGCAAGUACCCCCAUAUGCUUCCUCCCCACAGAUUGUUCGACAAGGAAGUCGGCAAGUUGGGUAUCCGCAAUGACGAUCUCCUCCUCGUCUACGAUAGACAAGGGAUCUUUUCCGGCCCCAGAGCUGCUUGGACCUUCGCUCUCUAUGGACAUCACAAUGUGUAUUUGUUGGACCAUUAUCCUCAGUACAAGCUGAAAUACCCAGUUGAGAACGGAGUGGUCGAGACCAGCGAAGCAACUGACAACCUGCCUUACGAAGGGAUUGACAACACUCAAUUUGGCAAAAACUAUCGUGAGCAGGUUAUCGAGUUUGACGAGUUGGCUGACCUCGUGGUGCUGAGAGAUUUGGAUGAUUACUAUGUCUUCGAUGCCAGAAGCGCAGACAGAUUCCAUGGCAAGGCCCCUGAGCCACGGAAAGGAUUGCUGUCCGGGCACAUUCCGGGGGCCCUCAAUUUGCCCUUCACCAAAGUUUUGAAUGAAGCUGGCCAGUAUAAAACCGUCGAAGAAUUGGUGGAACUUUUCAAAAAAGACUUUGGGCUCGACUGGAACGAGCCCUUGGACAGGAAAGGCGUGAUUGUCAUGUGUGGAACAGGCGUUACGGCCGUCAUUCUUCGCCUUGCAAUUGAGAAGAUCAACUCGGAUAUCCCCAUCCGUGUCUAUGACGGAUCAUGGACCGAGUGGGCCCAGCGGGCACCGGACCUCAUCGCUGAAGGUAAUUUGUAG